CCUCAAACCUUUCUCCCUCUUUCAUUUGGAUCACACACACAAAGGAAGGAGCCAGAGCACCAUACAGCUCUUUCUUUCUGGAGGAUGGACGACAACAUGGGAGCCAGAGCAUCAAACCAGAGGGAAACAGAGCAACCAUCAUUGCCCAGAAAGGGUGGCUUCAGAACCAUGCCCUUCAUCAUAGUGAAUGAAUCAUUUGAGAAAGUCGCCAGCUAUGGGCUGAUGCCCAACAUGAUCUUCUACCUUAUGAAAGGAUAUCAUAUGCAGAGCGCAAAUGGAGCAAGCAUAUUGUUCUUCUGGGCAGCUAUAUCCAACGGUCUUGCUAUUGUCGGUGCUUUCCUCUCCGAUGCUUAUUUGGGCAGAUUUCGUGUCAUCACCAUAGGAUCCUUCUCUAGCCUUGUCGGAAUGAUACUGCUAUGGCUAACAGCUGUUAUCCCAAAGUUGAAGCCUCCACCAUGCGCGGAAUCUAGCAGCAGCGCUUGCGACUCGGCGACACCUGCCCAGCUGUUCGUGUUGCUGUUCUCUUUCGGGCUCAUCUCCAUUGGAGCUGGCUGCAUUAGACCAUGUUCCAUGGCCUUUGGUGCAGACCAAUUGGGAAGCAAAGACAACCCCAUUAGCGCGAGAACUCUACAGGGCUUCUUCCAUUGGUAUUAUGUGUCGGCAUCAUUUUCGACAGUUCUGGCAUUGACUGCCAUUGUCUAUAUUCAAGAACACUUGGGAUGGAAUGUGGGGUUUGGAGUGCCGGCAAUUCUAAUGUUGUUUUCAGUCCUCAUGUUCUUGUUGGGCUCUUCUCUCUACGUUAAAGUGAAGGCUGAGACAAGCGUUUUCAGUGCUUGUAUUCUGGUAUUCGUAGCUGCCUUUAGAAAAAGAAAUCUUCCACUUUCUGCCACAAAUCUAGAGUACCAUCACGGCAAAGACUCAAGCUUCACUGCUCCAACUCACAAUCUAAGGUGUCUCAACAGAGCUUGCAUCAUCAGUGAUCCUCAAAAAGAGUUGAACCCAGAUGGGUCAGCUUCAAAUCCAUGGAAGCUCUGCACAAUUGAGCAAGUGGAAUCACUCAAAGCACUGCUAAGAGUCAUGCCCAUGUGCUCCACUGGCAUCAUCAUUCUCUUGGCCUUGAACCAAUACUCAAUCUUCUCCGUUCUCCAGGCCAGCAUCAUGGACCGACACCUCACUCCCAAUUUCCAAAUCCCAGCAGGAUCCUUCUCUGUCUUCUCUGUUCUCACAUUAACAAUCUGGAUUCCCAUAUACGACCGUCUGCUUGUUCCCUUGCUAGCUAAGCUCACAGGACGACCACGUGGGCUUGGGGAAAAAACACGCAUGGGAGUUGGAUUACUGCUGUCGGCAUUGGCAAUGGCCAUAGCUGCAAUCGUAGAGAAGGUAAGGAGAAGAAUUGCCAUUGAUAAAGGGCUAGCUGAUAAGCCAGAGACAGUGAUGGAUAUGUCAGCAAUGCUUCUGAUUCCACAAUUUUGCUUGUUUGGGUUGGCUGAGGCUUUCAAUGCAAUUGGGCAGCUUGAAUUCUACUAUUCUCAGCUUCCAAACAGCAUGUCUAGCAUUGCUUUGGCUCUUUUCACUCUAGGAUUGGCUGUGGCUAAUCUUUUGGGCAGUUUGCUGGUGAAGAUUGUUGAUGGGGUUACAAAGAAACGUGGGAAGAAUAGUUGGCUGUCGAGUAAUCUGAAUGAGGGGCGCUUGGAUUAUUUCUUUUGGCUCAUUACCAUUAUGUGUAUGGUUAAUUUUGUAUAUUUUCUUGUUUGUUGUUGGGCUUAUGGGCCUACCGAGGAUGGGAGGGAAAAAAUGAAAGAAGAAGAAGAAUAAUAUGUGCAGAAUAGCUAGGGAUGAAUUGGAUGAUGAGUGAAUAAUUUCA
Corylus avellana is the source of this 1864-nucleotide messenger RNA. Its product is annotated as protein NRT1/ PTR FAMILY 1.2-like. Gene Ontology annotation, biological process: transmembrane transport. The record is from RefSeq and is a predicted model, not a curated record. Gene Ontology annotation, molecular function: transmembrane transporter activity. NCBI's taxonomy places the organism in Eukaryota, Viridiplantae, Streptophyta, Magnoliopsida, Fagales, Betulaceae. Gene Ontology annotation, cellular component: membrane.